Rangifer tarandus platyrhynchus (Svalbard reindeer) is the source of this 791-nucleotide messenger RNA. NCBI's taxonomy places the organism in Eukaryota, Metazoa, Chordata, Mammalia, Artiodactyla, Cervidae. The record is from the annotation of a GenBank genome assembly.
AUGUAUUUCUUCCUUUUCCAUUUAUCUUUAUCUGACACCUGCUUCUCUACAUGCAUAGCCCCUAGGAUGAUUGCUGACUCCCUUUUGAAGAAGGUCACUAUCUCUUUCAGUGAGUGCACAGUUCAAGUUUUUUCAUUCCAUUUUUUCGGCUGCCUGGAGAUCUUCAUCCUCAUCCUCAUGGCUGUUGACCGCUAUGUGGCCAUCUGGAAGCCCCUGCGCUACAGGACCAUCAUGAGUCAUCAGGUCUGUGGUGUGUUGGUGCCUGUGGCCUGGGUGGGGUCCACUGUGCAUUCUUUAGCUCAGAUUUUUCUGGCCCUGAGUUUACCUUUCUGUGGGCCCAAUGUGAUUGACCAUUAUUUAUGUGACCUGCGGCCUUUGUUACAACUUGCCUGUACAGACACUUAUGUGACCAACCUUCUCUUUGUGUCCAACAGCGGGGCCAUCUGCACAGUGAGUUUUGCCAUGCUGAUGCUCUCCUAUGCUAUCAUCUUGCAUUCUCUGAGAAACCACAGUGCUGAGGGGAGGAAAAAAGCCCUCUCCACCUGCAUCUCCCACAUCAUUGUGGUCAUCUUGUUCUUUGGUCCUUGCAUAUUUAUAUACACUCGCCCUGCAACCACCUUCUCCAUGGAUAAGAUGAUAGCUGUGUUUUACACACUUGGAACACAUUUGAUCAACCCCCUGAUUUAUACCCUGAGGAAUGCAGAAGUGAAAAUGCCAUGGGAAUGUUAUGGAGAAAGAAGCUGGUCUCAGAUGACAAAAGAUGAAUGGAAGUUUCAAAGUUUUCUUCAUAG